Molecule: messenger RNA, 564 nt
Organism: Polyodon spathula (Mississippi paddlefish)
Lineage: Eukaryota; Metazoa; Chordata; Actinopteri; Acipenseriformes; Polyodontidae
Product: hepatitis A virus cellular receptor 1 homolog
Exons: 4
Coding region: 1-564 (187 amino acids)
Source: RefSeq, a predicted model, not a curated record
AUGCAAGUGACUUUUAACUCAUCCCAGGAAGUCAGUGGAAUGCCUGGACAGAACGUGACUGUGCUGUGCAAAUACUCUGUUAAGGGUGGUGUCAUGGAAAUGUGCUGGGGUCGAGGAGAAUGCCCUACUUCUAAGUGCACACAAACAAUUAUUUCAAGUGAUGGAAACAGAGUGAACCAUAAAAAAUCAGACAAGUACGGUUUAUUUGGUAAUUUACUGGAAGGCGAUGUUUCUCUGACUAUAAUAGACGUCAGUGUAGAAGACAGUGGGACAUACUGCUGCCGUGUGGAAAUACCAGGAUGGUUUAACGACCAGAAACAUAACACACAACUGAUCAUUGCAAAAGCUCCUGCUACAACCACAUCUAAAUCAGUCACAACUGCUCGAGGGGCUGACACUGUGAACACCUUGAAAGAUCAAUUAACCACAAGCUUUUGGAAUGAUACUAAUUCUACAUCAAAUCACAUUACAUCUUCAGAGCAGGACCCCAAUUCCACACACACGACCACAGCUGUGAGUAUAUCCCUGAGCAUAAGGCAGAACCAGAACUCAUUUAAUCUGUGA